Molecule: messenger RNA, 2124 nt
Organism: Drosophila ficusphila
Lineage: Eukaryota; Metazoa; Arthropoda; Insecta; Diptera; Drosophilidae
Product: glucose-6-phosphate 1-dehydrogenase
Exons: 1
Coding region: 225-1832 (535 amino acids)
Biological process (GO): glucose metabolic process; pentose-phosphate shunt, oxidative branch
Cellular component (GO): cytosol
Molecular function (GO): NADP binding; glucose-6-phosphate dehydrogenase activity
Source: RefSeq, a predicted model, not a curated record
AAUCAAUAGGUAAUCUAUUUAAAAAUGCCUAUUUUUGUAUUUUUGUCGUUCAGUAACAAUCUGUAAAAGUUGUGAUAAUUGGAAUGUUAAAAUAAGGUUUGCUUCUAUCAUUAUUCUGUGUUUCCUGGCAAUAGCUCUCAACUAUCUACUUAAAUUUUACAAAAAAUUUUCCCUCCAAAUUUCUACCCCUUUCGUUUUUGGACUCCCCUAAAUUCCCCCCCAAUAUGCUUCCCAUCGACCCCAACAACGAGGUGGCCUAUUCGUUCGUGGUCUUCGGGGCCUCGGGGGCUCUGGCCAAGCAGAAGGUGUUCCCAGCCCUGUGGGCCCUCUACCGGGAGAACCGGCUGCCGCAGGGCACCAGGAUAUUCACCUUCUGCCGCACACAUCUGCAGACGAAGACCUACCGGCUGCAGGUGCUGCCCUACAUGGAGCUGGAGAAGAGCCGGGACCCGCCGAAGUACAACCGCUUCUGGGCGAGCGUGCAGUGCGUGCAGGGCGAGUACGACAAGCCGGAGCACUACGUGGCGCUCGCCGAGGCGAUGGCCCACCAGGAGGCGAAGCACAACCAGGUGCAGGCGAACCGCAUAUUCUACCUGGCCCUGCCGCCGGCCGCCUUCGACCAGGUGACCCUCAACGCCAGCCGGAAGUGCGCCUCCCCAACGGGAUGGUCGCGGGUGGUGGUGGAGAAGCCGUUCGCGCGGGACGACGUCUCCUACCGCGUCUUGCAGACCUCGCUGUGCAACUGCUUCCGGGAGUCGCAGAUCUACCUGAUGGACCACCUCCUCAGCCGCCAGGUGAUGCAGAACUUCUUCGCGCUGCGCUUCUCGAACCACCUGUGGAGCGAGACCCUGAACAACCGCCACGUGGCGGCGGUGAUGAUCUCGGUGAAGUGCGAGCUGCCGGUGGGGGCCUACCGGUCGGACUACUUCAACUCCUUCGGCAUUAUCCGCGACCUGAUGACCAACCACAUGGUCCAGGUGUUGGCCAUGCUGGCCAUGGACCAGCCGUACACGAACUCCGCCGAAGACUUGCGCGCGGAGCGGCUGAAUGUCCUCCGCCAGGUGCUCACCCCCAGCAUGGCCGACGUGGUUCUGGGCCAGUACCGCAACAACAAGCGCGAGACGGACCCGGCCAAGUGCGGCUACACGGAGCACAGCUUCAUCCCGAAGGACUCCUUCACGCCCACCUUCGCCAUGGUGGUGCUGCGCCUCAACAACCGCCGCUGGAACGGAGUGCCCUUCAUCCUGCGGGCAGGAAAGGCGCUCAACGAUACCAAGUCCGAGGUGCGCAUCCAGUACAAGCCGGCCGACUGCGACUCCUUCCACAGCGACAGCGCGGACGCGCGGAACGAGCUGGUCCUGCGCUCCCAUCCCACCGAAGAGGUCUUCAUGCGCAUGCGCCUCAAGCGGCACGGCGAGGAUCUCUGCCUGCGCGAGAGUGAGGUGUCCUUGCGGGUGGACGACCGGGGGCCGAAGGGCCUCUCCGGCUACCCCGGCUUCCUGCUGAACGUCUUCCACGGCGACCAGACCCUCUUCAUGCGCACCGACGAGCAGUGCGAGAUCUGGCGCAUCUUCUCCCCGAUCCUCAGCUCGAUCGAGCUGGACCGCCCCCGCCCGCUGACCUACGACUUCGGCUCCCGCGGACCGCAGCAGGCCUACCGCCACGCUGAGCGCGUCGGGUUCGUGUUCUUCGCCUCCGACGAGUGGCACCAGAGCACGGAGACCCUGGAGUACACGCUGAAGAGAAGCCGGCAGCUUAUUGGUCCCCACACCGCCCUCAAGCCGGUCAGGGAAGUCCGCUCCAAGCGGUUUACCGAGCUCUCCAAGUCCUAGGUGGGCGGCAGGCUAAUAAAUUUAAGCACGAGAGUUAUCCCUCCUCCUUACGCUGAACGCUCGAGUUCCUUCCCCAUCUCUCUGCCACAUCCCGUCAUGCUCGAUUCUAUUCUGUGGUGCAGGGGUUCUGGUGAGGAUUUAACCCCUGGAGGGUAUAAGCAGCACGCAUGCCUUGGUCAUUGUCCAGUGGAUAGAAAACAGGGGCUAUGGGAUUACUAAACUCAUUGUGUAUAUUGUGCAUCAUUUUGUCAAGCCUAAUAAAUUCUUAAAAUCAAUCGCUUUUAUAAUACUA